AUGGCUGAUGCAAUUGUUUCAAUUGUCUUGGAGCAGCUGACUUCUUUUGCUGUUCAAGAAAUAAAAGGUGGGGUGAGUCUUGUGACGGGUGCUGGCAAAGCGGUUGAGAGCCUACCCAGCACUCUAGGAACCGUCCAGGCCGUGCUCAGGGAUGCUGAAGAAAAGCAAGUGAAGGACAAGGCUGUGAAACUUUGGUUAGAUAAGCUCAAAGAUGCAGCCUAUGACAUGGAAGACGUUUUCAGUCAACUCGAUUUUCGUCGUAGAAUUAGUCUUGAGAUUAAGGAUAUAAACGAAAGACUAGAUGCUAUUGCCAAAGAGAAAGAUAGGUAUAGUUUUACUAUUAGAAGUACUGAACAACCUAUUAGAAGUACUGAACAACCUCAACGUGACCCAACUACCUCCUUUGUUGAUGUUUCUGAGAUUUAUGGUAGAAAUGAGGAGAACGCUACUUUAGUAAGCAAAUUGUUGGGUGAGAGUACUAGUCGUGAGGGUAGAAGCCUCCAUAUCAUCUCAAUUGUGGGCAUGGGAGGUAUGGGUAAAGCAACUCUAGCUCAACUUGCUUAUAACAAUAAUGAGGUGGUAAACAAAUUUGAAAAAAGAAUGUGGGUCUGUGUAUCAGACCCUUUUGACGAGUUCAAGGUAGCCAAGGAGAUCAUUGAGGCUCUAACGCGUCGUCCCUUUAAUUUAGGUGCAUUACAAUCUGUCUUAGAGUCUAUUAGUGAAUCAAUUGAGGGAAAAAAAUUUCUUCUUGUCCUAGAUGAUGUAUGGACAGAAGAUUAUGAUAAAUGGGUACCAUUGUACAAUUGUUUAAAGAAUGGUCAUUAUGAAAGUAAAAUUUUAAUUACCACACGCAAUAAGACAGUUGCACAAGUGAUGAAAUCAAUUGACAUCAUCACUAUUAAUGAAUUGCACGAAGAGUCAUGUUGGUCAUUGUUUAAAAGUUUAGCGUUCUCUAAGAAAUCCCCUGAUGAAUGUGAAGAAUUAGAAGGAAUUGGUAGGAAAAUUGUAGGCAAAUGCAAGGGUUUACCUCUUGCUGCAAAGAUUAUGGGGAGUCUCUUGCGUUUUAAAAAAGGUAAAGAAGAGUGGGAAAGUGUCUUACAUAGUGAAAUGUGGAAACUAGAAAAGUUUGAAGAAGAUUUAUUUUCCACUCUAUUUCUUAGUUAUAAUGAUUUACCAUCUAUGGUGAAAAGAUGUUUUUCAUAUUGUGCCAUCUUUAAAAAAGAUUAUGAUAUAAAUAAAGAUGAAUUAAUAAAAUUAUGGAUGGCUCAAGGUUAUCUUGAUUUGGAACAAAAUAAGGAGAUGGAAUUAAUUGGUGAAGAGUAUUUUGAUAUUCUAGUUGCACGAUCUCUCUUUCAAGAUCUGAAAAAGAAUUAUGAUGAUAAUAGUAUUAUAGGAUGUAAGAUGCAUGAUAUAGUACAUGACUUUACUCUAUUUCUUACUAAGAAUGAGAAAGGUCAUCAUGCAAUGUUGGCGGGUGAAGAGGUCUCAUUAGCUAAUCUUGUCUCUAUCUGUAAUGUCAAAAACGUUACGUAGCCUCCUUAUUGAUUGUCACUGGGGUUCUUUUGAAAUUAAUGUCCACUUUUCAAAGUUUUUAGCUAAAUUGACACAUUUAAGGGCACUAGGUAUUGGAAUGCAAUUUAAUCCUAGAGUUGCUGAAGUUCUAAAAGGAAUUAAAAAACUGAUACAUUUGAGAUACCUCAAUUUAAGUGAUAAUCUGCUAUUGACAGAAUUACCGGAAGUAGUAUGUGAAUUAUAUAAUUUACAAACCUUAGAUAUCAGUGAAUGUCACUAUCUCAAGAAACUACCUCAAAAGAUGGAAAAGUUAAUAAACUUGAGACAUUUGAUAAACAAUAGAAUUGAAAGAUUAGAGUGCAUGCCAAAAGGAAUGGAGAAAUUAACUUGUCUUCGGACGUUACAAGAAUUCGCAGUGAGUGAUAAUACGAAAGCAUGUAGUCUUGAUUGUUUACAACACCUCAACAAUCUUCAUUAUCUGGGUAUAAAAGGGUUGGGAUAUUUGAGAGACGUGGGUGAGGGGCUUAAGAAUAACCAAAAUCUCCUUUCUUUGGAUUUAUAUUUUGAGCAUAAAACAGAGUACUUGGUUCUGCCUAGAAUAAACGAGAAUGAUAAGGUAAUUCUUGAAGCCUUACAGCCACCUCCAAAUUUAAAGAAAUUAAAUAUUCAAAACUACGCAGGCAGCACAUUAUUCCCCAAUUGGAUGGUGUCAUUAACUAAUCUGAGGGUGUUAAGUAUUGAUGGAUGCGUAAGCAUUGAGCAUUUGCCUUCUUUAGGGAAAUUAUCAUCCCUUGAAGUACUCAAAAUAAGGCACAUCACAAAAGUGAAAAGUGUGGGUAAUGAAAUUUUAGGAAUUAAGAGUGAUGACACAUCUGCAAUUGCCUUCCCCAAAUUGAAAUCUCUCACAUUUUCAGGCAUGUGGGAAUGGGAAGAGUGGGAUUAUGAGAUUACAAAGAAUGAUGAAAAAGAUAUUACAAUUAUGCCAUGUCUGCGUUUCUUGCACAUGAUUUGCUGUCCUCAAUUGAAAGGAAUACCAAACAGUCUUCUUCAGUCAAGCACACUAGAGAAAUUGGAGCUUUAUGAAUGCCCUAUUUUACAACAGCGUUGUGAAAAGGAAAGAGGUGACUAUUGGGCCCAAAUCUCUCGCAUCCGUCACAUCGAAAUUUCUUAAUCCGCAAGUUGAAUUCUCCCACCAGCAUGUCAAAUUAUCCAACUCUGUCACUGACGAUUCUUCCUAGUGAAACUUAAGAUGAAUACCAGAAUGAGAUCAGCCAGAGAAGAGAGGAAGCUUUCAGAAUAACAUUUUCACAUUGAUAACAGUUGGGAGUUCUGGAUUGGUUUUCCACCUUCAAUAUAAAGAAAGCGUCAUAUUUAAAGGGUGAAUCAAUUGAUGGAAAAUCCUGAUGUGGAUAAAACAUGCUGAAGAAAAAAGAGGCAACUACUGGCUUGUAUUUUUCAGUCAAUUGGCACAAACCGUACACGCUCUCUGUCAGGCAAGUGUUUAUUUAAUGCGCAGGGUAAAGGAACAAACUCUCUGGUCAAAAUACUGCUUGGAUUAUUCAAGGGACAGGAGGCAUUCAUAAAUUUGUUUAAAAUGGAAUAAAUAGGAAGAUCAGGUAACUCCUUAAUGUGAAUGGUCUUAUUACUAUAUCUUUCAUUUCCAUUUUCAGAUAUUCUCAGAAAUCUUGACAACUUUCUUAUUCAAGAAGCCAAAUGUCAAAGUAUGUACUAUAUGCAAAAUCAGUGUCAUCAAAUGUGUGCCCCGAAACCAAG
Messenger RNA from Pistacia vera, 3285 nucleotides. Its product is annotated as putative disease resistance protein RGA3. Gene Ontology annotation, molecular function: ADP binding. Gene Ontology annotation, biological process: defense response to other organism. Lineage: Eukaryota; Viridiplantae; Streptophyta; Magnoliopsida; Sapindales; Anacardiaceae. The coding region runs from base 1 to 1533 and encodes 510 amino acids. The transcript has 5 exons. The record is from RefSeq and is a predicted model, not a curated record.